AUGAUCCAGAGUCUUUACACUGUACUUUGCAUUCUCCUCUCCGAUAUCAACAUGAGCUUCCACGAAUCUGCCAUUCACAUCGAGCUGGAGGAUGGUCAUAUCCUCAAAGCUAUCCUGCGCAAUGAAGAUGGCGAUGAGCAAGAGUCUACUCUCGACUUGAACAACAUCAUUGGGAACAAUGAUGGUCACUUCUACUGGGAGGGCGAGAACUUCCGCGAAAGCGCCUCGGAUAUCAGCUUCGAUCGUGAGGGCGAUGAGGAGAUCCCUGUUCUUCGGGCGGUUCUGGGUAACAUGGAGGGAGGUGAACAGGAUGCGGAUAUUAAUCUCGCGGAGCGGAUCACAAACAACAAUGGAGAAUUGGUCUUUCAAUAG
This is a messenger RNA of Penicillium nucicola, 372 nucleotides long. Its product is annotated as CVNH domain-containing protein. NCBI's taxonomy places the organism in Eukaryota, Fungi, Ascomycota, Eurotiomycetes, Eurotiales, Aspergillaceae. The transcript is spliced from 2 exons. The coding region runs from base 1 to 372 and encodes 123 amino acids. The record is from RefSeq and is a predicted model, not a curated record.